CGCCCAUGCCCAGCGGCUCCUCGCGGCAACCGGCACAACACAGCAAGAUGGCCGCCGUGCCGCCGGUCGCCUGAGGGCGGUAUCCGAGCGUCUCCGCGUCGCCUCUCCGGCGAAGCUGUCCCUCCCGGUCCUGCGGCGGUUUUGAUGGCCAUCUGGUUUUAUUCUUGCAAUGAAGAAAGGCUCUGCACAAAACUUCUCCAAAGCAAAGAUGCCACUGUCCUCUCAUUUUUCUGGGCCAUCAUCUCUUAAGUCCAAUAUGAGAUCUAGGUCACUUUCACCUUUAAUUGGAUCUGAGAUGCCACCUUUUCAUACUCCUGGACAGUGCUCUGCACAGACUGAGCAUACAGAUGAAAACACCAUGCUUUCGGAGUCCCAGCACCAUAAAGGAGCUGAUUCAUAUGUAGGAGUCCGGUAUAUUACAGAAGCCCUCAUCAAAAAACUCACUAAACAAGACAACUUGACCUUGGUAAAAUCUUUGAACCUUUCACUUUCUAAAGAUGGUGGCAAGAAAUUUAGGUACAUCGAAAAUUUGGAAAAGUGUGUUAAACUUGAAGUACUGAAUCUCAGCUACAAUCUAAUAGCAAAGAUUGAGAAGGUGGACAAACUGCUAAGAUUACGUGAACUCAACUUAUCAUAUAACAAAAUCAGCAAGAUUGAAGGACUAGAAAACAUGUGUAACCUACAAAAGCUGAACCUAGCAGGAAAUGAAAUCGAGCACAUCCCAGUGUGGUUUGCAAAGAAGUUGAAAUCUUUGCGAGUCCUCAAUCUGAAAGGCAAUAAGAUAUCAUCGCUCCAGGAUGUAAGCAAGUUGAAGCCACUUCAAGAUUUGACUUCUCUAAUCCUCAUUGAAAACCCGAUCGUGACCCUUCCUCAUUAUCCCCAGUUUACCAUUUUCCACCUCCGUUCCCUGGAAAGUCUGGAGGGUCAGCCAGUAACUACUCAGGAUAGACAAGAGGCUUUUGAGAGAUUCAAUUUAGAAGAGGUGGAAAGACUGGAAAAAGACCUGGAAAAGAAGAUGGUGGAAACAGAAGAACUUAAGAACAAACAAGCAAAGUUUCUUCAAGAAAUAAAAAAUCAAGAUAAACUAAAUAAGUCAUUAAAAGAAGAGGCCAUGUUACAAAAACAGAGCUGUGAGGAGCUAGAGAGCGACCUCAACACAAAGAAUGAGUUGCUAAAACAGAAAACAGUGGAACUAACUCGAGCCUGUCAGAAGCAGUAUGCGCUGGAGCAGGAGCUGGCCUUUUAUAAAAUCGAUGCUAAGUUUGAGCCACUAAAUUAUUACCCAUCAGAGGAUGCUGAAAUUGACAAAUCCCCAGAUGAAAGCCCUUACAUUGGCAAAUCCAGAUACAAGAGAAACUUGUUUGCCACCGAGAGUUUCAUUGUCAGCGAUGCCCAGGCUGUUCAGAUCCAGAAGAUGGUACCUGGAGGACAGCUUAGAAACAAGCACACGCCCCUGAGAGUCCAUGCCUCAUCGGAUGUGCAAUUGGAAGACACAGGAAAAAAAAUAAGUGCAGCACAAAUUCAACUGUCAGAACUACACCAUGAUAUAGAAACAGCAGAACAGAAAAUAUUACGGGCUAGUCAAGAAUUUCAGCAGCUGGAAGAAGCUAUACAACAAAAAAAGAUUUCAGAAGCAGAGAAGGACCUUCUUCUCAAACAGUUGAGUGGUAGAAUACAACUGCUAAACAAAUUACGCCAGGAGGCUCUGGAUCUAGAAAUGCAAAUGGAAAAGCAAAGGAAAGAAACUGCCGAAAAGCAGGAGGACAUCAACAACCUGCAAGUAGCCAUAGAGAGCCUGGACUCCAAAGACCCAAAGCACUCCCAUAUGAAAGCUCAGAAAAGGGGUAAAGAACAGCAGCUUGACAUUAUGAACAAGCAAUACACACAUCUCGAGAGCCGCCUGGAUGAGAUUCUGUCUAGGAUUGCUAAGGAGACUGAAGAGAUCAAGGAUCUUGAACAACAGCUUACUGACGGCCAGAUAGCUGCAAAUGAAGCUCUGAAGAAGGAUUUAGAAGGUGUCAUCAGUGGGUUGCAAGAGUACCUGGGGACCAUCAAAGACCAGGCAGCUCAGGCCCAGAAGGAGUGUAGGAAGCUCCGGGAUGAGAAGGAGACAUUGCUGCAGAGACUGACAGACAUCAGGCAGGAGAGGGAUGAACUGGAAAUAGUUGCCAUGGAUGCAGAAAAUAUGAGAAAGGAGCUUGCAGAGCUAGAAAGUGCCCUCCAGGAGCAGCGUGAGGUGAAUGCAUCCCUGCAGCAAGCCCAAGGAGAGCUCAGCGCCUAUGAAACUGAGCUAGAGACUCAGCUGAGACUAAAAGAAGCUGAAGCCAGCCAGCUCAAGGAGGAGUUGGAAAAACUCACAAGGCUCGCUCAGCUAGAGCAAUCGGUGCUUCAAACAGAACUGGAGAAGGAAAGAGAGUCCCUCAGGGAUGCCCUGGGCAAAGUCCAGUCCUCAGAAGAGAAGCAACAGGAGAACAGUGAGCUCCACACACAGCUUAAGAAGCUGCAGGAUGACAACAGCCUGUUAAAGCAGCAGCUGAAAGAUUUCCAGAACCACCUCAACCACGUGGUUGACGGUCUGAUUCGUCCAGAAGAAGUAGCAGCUCGUGUAGAUGAGCUAAGCAGAAAGUUGAAACUAGGAGGUGGGAAAAUGAGAACCUAUAGUCCUUCAGAUGUCUUGGGGAAAAGUCUUGCUGAUCUACAGAAACAACUCAGUGAAAUCCUUGCACGAUCUCAGUGGGAAAAAGAGGAAGCACAAGUUAGAGAGAGGAAACUCCAUGAAGAAAUGGUUCUCCAGCAAGAGAAACUGGCAAAUGGACAAGAGGAGUUCAGGCAGGCCUGUGAAAGAGCACUUGAAGCCAGAAUUAAGUUUGAUAAAAGGCAACAUAAUGCAAGAAUCCAGCAAUUAGAAAAUGAAAUUCACUAUUUGCAAGAAAACCUAAAAAGUAUGGAAGAAAUCCAAGGCCUUACAGACCUCCAGCUCCAGGAAGCAGAUGAAGAGAAAGAAAGAAUUCUGACCCAACUCCAGGAGUUAGAGAAAAAGAAGAAGCAUGAAGAUGCCAAAUCUCAGGAGCAGUUUAUUGGUUUAGAUAAAGAACUGAAGAGUCUAAAGAAAGCUGUGGCUGCUUCUGAUAAACUAGCUGCAGCCGAGCUCACCAUCGCUAAAGACCAGCUCAAGUCCCUGCAUGGAACUGUCAUGAGAAUUAAUCAGGAGCGAGCCGAGGAGCUGCAGGAAGCAGAGAACUUCAGCAGAAAGGCCAGGCAAGCAGCCAGAGACCUGACUCUGGCUGAAGCGGAGAUCGAGCUCCUGCAGCAUCUUCUCAGGGAGAGAGAGGGGCAGUUUCACAUUGAGACGGAGAAUGCAGGCGUAGGUUCGAAAGGAGCAGACUCACGGCUGCUAGAGAUGGAGAUGCUGAAUGAGGCCAUGGCGAAGCAAAGGGCUGAGAUCACAAGGCUUCGGGAUGUACUACACCUCACUGGGACCGAUAACAGAGGAGGCAUUGAAAAUGUUUUAGAGGAAAUUGCUGAACUCCGGCAUGAAGUUUCUGCUCAGAAUGAGUACAUCAGCAACCUGACAGAUCCUUUCAAAAGACAAGGCUAUUGGUAUUUUAUACCACCACCGCCAUCAUCAAAAGUUUCCAGCCAUAGUUCUCAAGCCACAAAGGACUCCGGUUUGGGUCUAAAGUAUACAGCCUCUACUCCUCUUAGAAAACCACAGCCUGGACAGCAAGAAGAGAAGGACAACCGUGGACCUCUGCCUACUUCAGGAUACUGGGUCUAUUCACCCAUCAGAAGUAGGUUGCGUAAAUCAUUUUCAAAUAGAGAAGAUGCAGACAGUGGAGGAGAUAGCCAGGAAGAGAGUGGACUGGAUGACCAGGAGGAACCCUCAUUUGUGCCUCCUCCUGGGUACAUAAUGUAUACUGUGCUUCCUGAUGGCUCUCCAGUACCCCAAGGAAUGGCCUUGUAUGCACCAUCACCUCUUUUGCCCAGCAACAGCCAACCUCUGACCCCUGGCACUGUGGUUUAUGGCCCACCUCCUGCUGGAGCCCCCAUCUUAUGUGGACCUCCUCCCACCAACUUUGCUGUUCCCCUUGUCCCUGUGGGUAUGCAGCACUGCAAUGUCCCAGAGCACCAUAACCUAGAGAAUGAAGUGUCUAGACUAGAGGACAUAAUGCAGCACCUAAAAUCAAAACGACGGAAAGAACAAUGGCUGAAAGCAACCAAGCAGCAUUCUGAGAAAGAAGUGGAAGAGCUGCUGCAGAAUAUUGAUGACCUUUUGCAAGAGAAGAAAGAACUAGAACAUGAAGUAGAAGAAUUGCAUAGAACCAUCCAGAAACAUCAACAACGAAAGGACUUCAUUGAUGGAAAUGUUGAGAAUCUUAUGACUGAACUAGAAAUAGAAAAGUCUCUCAAACGCCAUGAGGAUAUUGUCGACGAGGUUGCGUGCAUAGAGAAGACUCUUCUGAAGCGGCGCUCGGAGCUCAGGGAAGCUGACCGACUUUUGGCAGAGGCUGAGCAUGAGCUUUCCUGCACUAAGGAGAAGACAAAGAAUGCUGUUGAAAAGUUCGCUGAUGCUGAAAGAAAUUUAUUACAAACUGAGUCAGAUGCUGAGGCAUUAGAAAAGAGAGCCCAGGAGACUGCACUUAACCUCAUGAAAGCCGAGCAGCAACUAAGACUGCUCCAGGCUGAUGCAGAGGACUUGGAGCAGCACAAAAUCAAACAAGAAGAGAUCUUAAAAGAAAUAAACAAAGUUGUAGCAGCCAAAGAUGCAGAUUUCCAGUGUCUGAAUGAGAAGAAGGAGAAACUGACAGAAGAGCUUCAGAGUCUGCAAAGAGACAUCGAGAUAGCAGAAUGCAAUGAGGAUCGCCACCUGCAGAUCCUCAGAGAAUCUGAGACUCUCCUUCAGGCCAAGAGAGCUGAGCUGGAAACACUGAAAAGCCAGGUGACAAGCCAGCAGCAGGAGCUGGCUGACCUAGACACGCAGUUGAGGCAUAGAAGGGAGGAGCUGCUCCUACUCCAGGACAGCCUGGUCCAGGCAAAAUCUGACCUCCAGGAAGCCCUGACACUGGGCGAGACGGAAGUCGCUGAGAAGUGCAGUCACAUCAGGGAAGUAAAGUCUCUGCUGGAAGAACUGAGUUUCCAGAAAGGAGAACUGAAUGUCCACAUCAGUGAAAAGAAGACUCAGCUCGCACUUAUAAAGCAGGAGAUGGAGAAAGAGGAAGAAAACCUUCAGGUAGUUUUACAGCAGCUGCAGAAACAUAAGGCUGAACUGAAGAAUGUAGCAAACACGCUGCAACUUGAAAACAGUGAGCUCCAAGGUCUGAGGCUACAGCACGACCAGAAGCUGACGGAGCUGGAGAAGACCCAGGUGGACGUGCUGGAGGAGAAGCUGGAGCUGGAGAGUUUGCAGCAGACAGCACAGCAGCAGAGCAGGGAAAUAGAGUGGCAGAAGCAGCUGCUGGAGAGAGACAAGCGGGAAAUAGAGCGAGUGAGGGCCGAGACCCAGGCACUGCGGUCAUGCGUGGAGUGUUUGACUAAAGAAAAGGAAGAUCUCCAAGAACAGUGUGAAACUUGGGAAAAGAAGUCUUCACAUGCCAAAAGAGUUCUAGCAGCUUCUGAAGAAAGCAACAGAACAGAGCAGUCAACGCUAGGGAAGCUGGAACUGCGUGUCAGAGAGCUGCAGCAGGAGCUGGAGCACCUGAGCCAAGACAAGCUAGCCCUUCACAGCGACAUUUCCACGGUGCAGCAGCAGCUCCAAGAUAAACGGGAAGCCAUAAACUCGCUACAGGAGGAACUAGAUAAUACCCAAGACCAUUUGAACGUAGCAAAGCAGGACCUGCUCCACACCACCCAGCGCCAGAAUGCUCUGCUCAGUGAACAGGGGCAGCUGCAGAAGGACAUCAGCAAAUGGAUUGCCAGGUUUGAGAACUGCCAGAAAGAGACAGAGACUAAAGAACAGCAACUUCAGGAACUUCAGAAUGAAAUCAGAGAGAGCAAGCUCCAGCUAGACCAGCAAGAAGCGAUGUUUCAAAAACUCCAGAAGGAAAGAGAAAGUGAGGAACAGAAGCUAGAGGCUGGUAAAGUGACCCUGAUACAGCAACAAGAGCAGCUGGAGAAGGAGCUGACAGAGCAGAAACUCAAACUGGAGCAGCUGCUCACAGACGUGUCGGCAGCCGAAGGACGCCUCAGGACCCUGCAGGAAGAGGAGCGGUGCAGUGAGAGCCUGGAGAAGAGGCUCUCCCAGGCCAAACAGGAGCUUUCAGAACGGGAACAGCAGCUAAUGGAGAAGUCAAGUGAGCUGUUGGCCCUGCAGAAAGAGGCAGACGCUAUGAGGGCAGAUUUCAGCCUACUGCGAAAUCAGUUCUUAACAGAAAGGAAAAAGGCGGAGAAGCAGGUGGCUGGCCUAAAGGAAGCAUUGAAGAUACAGCAGAACCAACUAGAGAAAAACCUUCUAGAGCAAAAACAGGAGAAGAGCUGCAUGCAAAAGGAAAUGGCCACAAUUGAACUGGUAGCCCAGGACAACCAUGAGCGGGCCAAACGCCUCAUGAAGGAGCUCAGCCAGAUGCAGCAUGAGUACCUGGAGCUCAAGAAACAGAUGGCAAACCAAAAAGACUUGGAGAGAAGGCAAAUGGAAAUCAGUGAUGCAAUGAGGACACUUAAGUCUGAAGUGAAAGACGAAAUCAGAACCAGUCUGAAGAAUCUCAACCAGUUUCUUCCAGAACUACCAGCAGAUCUAGCAGCUAUUUUGGAAAGAAACGAAAACUUGGGAGAGCUGGAAAGCUUGAAAGAGAACUUCCCAUUUACCACGAAUGAGAGACUUUUUGAAGAAAAAUCUAACUUUUCCCAAGUUCACAUCAUGGAUGAACACUGGCGUGGAGAAGCACUCCGUGAGAGACUGCGCCACCGUGAAGAUCGACUCAAGGCUCAACUUCGACACUGUAUGUCUAAGCAAGCAGAAGUGUUAAUCAAAGGGAAGCGGCAGACAGAGGGCACCUUACACAGUCUGAGGAGACAAGUUGAUGCUUUAGGAGAACUGGUCACCAGUACCUCUGUAGAUUCAACGUCAUCACCUAGUCUGUCUCAUCUAGAAUCAUCCCUUGUGGAGGACUCCCAACUUGGACAAAGUCAGAGCUCCUUCCAAGUUCUGCAAGGUCCAUCGGAACCACACAGUUACCACCGCUGAGUUUCCUGCUUGCAGGGAAAAGAAGCCUCAGCCGAGGUCAGGAAUAUGGUCUUGUGUGAGCUUAAGAGGAAACAACUACUCUCCUACCUCACUUUCUAAUUGGAAUGUCAAUAUAUUACCAAGAUCCUGUGAAUCAAAGACUCUGAGAAUGCAUUGUAGUUCGUGUUUGUACUGUUUACACUGAAGUUUUUGUAAAUUACAUGUACCUGUGGGACUAGAUGUAUAAAGUCUAAACCAGAAUAUUUUUCUCCCCCAGCCUUGAAAAGUUUUUGUUCCUCCUGAGUCCAUAACUGGUAUGCCUAGUUACCAUGAAAAAAGAAUGUACUAAGAGCCCCAAGGCUUAAUAAGUUAUUUUCAGAUUCUGAUCAAAAUUAUUUUUAAUAUGAAAAUAAACGGUACAGCCAACUUGGGUCUGUUGUUUGACAUUUCACAGAGCAUUAUUUAGUAAGUCAUCAGGUUAUGACAAUGACAUCUUCCAACCUUUUUCCCAUCUAUCUGAUCUUCUUAGCAGUGAGUGUUUCCUUCUUCCAGAAGUCUCCAUCGGGAAACUGCUGCACUUAAGACUGCUUUUCUUUAGCCUAUUAAAAUAGUAAUUCUCUGGUGGAAAACAUCAAGACUGUAUUCUGGAGACUCAGCUCUGGUGAUAAAUGUCUAUCAGUCAACCUUUAAGCACUCUAACAACUCAACUGUGAUCUCUACAUCUCUUCAGAAAUGACCAACCAACCCUACCCUGUCAAAGCUGUGUGGCUCUAACCAUCCUAAUGAUGUUGGUGACUGGACAGCCUUUGAGCCAUAGUCAGCACUGCCCAACAGCCCCUCACAAUAAGGAAUAUAUAUUCUCAUUAAGCUGUCUGGCUACAGUUGAACCAUUAAGAUGCGGGGUAAAUACAAUUAUAACAGAGAUAAUGGGAGUCACACCUUACUUACUGCACAGUAUGUUCCAGAAGGCAUGUAUUUCCCAUAUAUCUUCUAUAUUCCUGUUCUCCUUUCACUUUACAUCUUUGCAAAAUGCUUAAAGGCAUAGGCUAAUCACAAAUAUGGACAAGGUCUGGGAACACAUUAUUCUGGGCCUGGACCAAGUAACUGUCAUAUGAGUCCUUCAUCUCUACUUCCAUAUAAGUAGGAAUGGGAGCUAUCUGGAUUUUGUUUUGUUUUUCUGUUUAUGGUGAAGGAUCUUAAAACCAUCUAUUUCUUUUAAGGCCACAUUUAAAACAGACGUACAGGCAAAAAAAAAAAAAAAAGUCUCAAUAAGCUUAUUGAGAAAGUGAGGUAACAAAUGUAUGAACCAAAACACCUGAUUUCAAAAAUGCCCUUCCACAGAUGUAAGUCAAUGGCGUAAUGCUUGCCUUGUAUGUGCAAAGUCCUAGGUUUGAUCCACUGCAUACACCAAAAACUUGCCAGUUCCAAAAGGACAUCUUUCUAAAGAAACCUUGUAUAACCUUUUACUAGUACAAUGUGACCACCACUGACCAACUCCGUCUGUCACUGCAUUCCACACUUUAUGACUUGAGAAAAACAGCUCAAAGCUGCUGGAGUGCUGAUGCAGAUGAGCACUAGUUACCACCACCAGAGCAGCUCCUCAUAGUGAAAGCAGUCACAACACCAGAGUAGCAAGCACUUACACAAGCUCUUGUAGGUUAAAAAUUAACAAAUCCACUCUGCCCAGUGUCUGGCACACAGAUGUUGCAAUAUGACAGUUUGCUCCUCUAUCUUACACUCCCGAGUUUAUUACACGGUGUUACACAUGCAAAUAAAAUUUGGCCCCACAUACAGUAAAGAGAGAACACUAUUAGCCACCAAUGUGCUGGCCUCAAAGAUACAAUAUACAAGGAUGGAACUCCAGCUCAAUUAGUGGUUUUAUAAGCUACACAGACCUCGCCAUACACUAAGCACAAUGCUGCAAUAAAAACUGAAUAAAGUUUUUACAGUUCAAAAAUAAUGCAACUAUGUUCAAUUUAAUCUAGAUACAGGUACUUUAUUUACAAAUAUUUAGAUAAUAGCAUUUUGUUACAUCGAACGAAGAGUACAGCAGUCUGAAUAAAUCCUUCUGUCACAAAAACAAGACCCACUGUAACUGAGAGUCAGGGCAUUGCACCUACACAAGUCGAAGUCGUCUUUAGUUUGAUUGCUACCUUGUACCCCGAUGGGUGAUUUGUUUUGUUUUUGUAAAUAUAUACACAUACCAGCAGGUCAUGGUCCCUGGGCAAAUCCCUUGUGAUGCAACAGUGUAAGCAAAUGGAUCGCUCUAAGUCUUUAACAGAAUAUACCAAUCUACUCCAGGAAUCCUUUAAGUUAAACAAAGACAAAAGGAGAAUCCACAAAUAAACCAAAUCCUAUUUUCUGCACAUUCCAGUUUUGGCUUUUAUUUAACAUUGACUAUACAAAACUCUGGAACUACCACGUUUAUAAUCCAGAAAGAUGUACUUUUUCAUUAGUGUCUGGUAAAGAGGGAUUUAAAAUGUGAAUUUUAAACACAGCAUUGAGCUGAUAGCAUUAUAUAAUGUGCCUAGGGCUUCCCUGUGAGCACUUCCAAUGACCUCUUGAAUCCCAGCCACUUUCAACUCUAGAAACCAACCACGAAGAAUUGAGUAAAACAGAUGCCUUCUAAAGGUUUCUCUUACAAGGUGUUUUUUGUGGCCGACUACCCAGUGCAAAGUAGUAACUUUAUGUCAGCAUACACAUUUAGAAACACUUUCCUUUUACUAAACAACUGACACUAGCAGGACAUAAAAUAGCCCCUCAUCCUAUGAACACAAGUGAUAGCAUUAAAUUAUUUCACCUUAGUGUUAAAAAUGCACAAUUUAAAAUCCCUUAACAGCAGACCUGUGGUUCCGGCUAGCUGGUCCAGAAGUUGACCAUUCCAAGAUAAAAGUAUAAAAGCUUAAAAUGUGCAAUAUUAAACCCAGCCUUCUUCCUUUUUCUAUACAGUAAGGCAAGAAUGCAGCCUGUAAUAAAAUGUUUACAAAAAGAAAAGCAGGUCAGCACAUUGUCGAUUACACAAGAGCAGUUAAGAAAAUCAGCAGGUAAGCCACAGUGCAAAGAUGGAAUCGAAUCCGCUAGUGUUUCCGCUGAUGCCAGGAGCUCUUUCCAGCAUUAUGUCUGUCCCCAAACACUGCCAGCACCAAGGUGGAGCCAGUAUUACUUGUGAAACUGAAGUUGUGUCUUAUUUCCUUGUGUGAGAUGGAAGAGAAUAACAUGGUCACAUAUAGGUCACACUGUACAAACUGGUAUUUUAUACUGUUCCAAUGCCAGUAAUCAAUUUAUUUUCUUCAUUAAAAUAAUAUACACAGAAGAUAUUGUUAGUUAGGUUCCUUCAAAUUUUAUACAUAUUUACGUUCUGUUAAAGAGAAAAGGAUAAAAUGGUGUAAAAAAAAAAAAAGAUAAA
Messenger RNA from Alexandromys fortis (reed vole), 10565 nucleotides. RefSeq names its product centriolin (gene Cntrl). Gene Ontology annotation, molecular function: protein binding. The transcript has 44 exons. NCBI's taxonomy places the organism in Eukaryota, Metazoa, Chordata, Mammalia, Rodentia, Cricetidae. The coding region runs from base 170 to 7180 and encodes 2336 amino acids. The record is from RefSeq and is a predicted model, not a curated record.